Micromonas commoda is the source of this 2283-nucleotide messenger RNA. Its product is annotated as bardet-biedl syndrome 7. Gene Ontology annotation, biological process: cilium assembly; intracellular transport; intracellular protein localization. Gene Ontology annotation, cellular component: ciliary basal body; BBSome; axoneme. The transcript has a single exon. The record is from RefSeq and is a predicted model, not a curated record. Bases 1 to 2283 code for a protein of 760 amino acids. NCBI's taxonomy places the organism in Eukaryota, Viridiplantae, Chlorophyta, Mamiellophyceae, Mamiellales, Mamiellaceae.
AUGAGUCUCUCCUUCUCGCGCACGGACAUCACGCAGACCUCCCAGGCGGAGCGCGGCACCAUGAUCGUCUUUCCCCUGACCAAGGGUAAGCGCCAGCAGAAGCUCGCGCUGGGCGACGGCGACGGGGUGAUCCAGACGAUCGGCAUGAAGAACGACGAGCGCGUCUCCGUCUUCAAGACCAACCCGGGUCCAACGCCGGUAUCGUCGUUAGUGCUCGGGCAGGCGCGGACGCAGACGGACAAGCUCUUCGCCAGCUGCGGCAACGUCAUCAAAGGGGUGAACAAGAAGGGAAAGGAGUUCUUCAAGUUCACCACCAAUCUCACCGAACCCAUUCGCAAGCUGCACGUCGACAACGUCACCAUAUGGGCCGCGGGCGAGUACGUCGUCAACCAGUACAUCAACUGCGAGGAUGCCUACUACUACGCCGCCAACGACAAAAUCAACGACAUGGCCGUCGCGUCCGUCAUCAUCCCCGACGAGAAGAACCCGAUAUUGGCGUGCGCCGAUCGAUUCGUCCGAGUUCUCCAAGGCGGCGAGCUCUACUACGAGGUGGCCACCCCCGGCGCGUGCACCGUCGUGGAGCACUGCGCCGCGAACGACGCGCGCAGGGCGAAAGAGGCGGAGGCGAACCCGGAAGGCCGGGACAGGGACGUCGAUAAGCGGGCCAAGGCGCGGGAGGUGCUGUACGGCACGGGCACGGGCGUCGUCGGUCAGCUCUUCCUCGACGGCGAGAAGGCGCGGCGGGGGUGGGUCAUCGACCCGUCGUCUUCCCCGACGGGUUCGAGCGGUUCGCGCGCCGGGGUGAGCGCGUUGCACGGGGAUUGCGACCUCACCGGCGACGGCGUCAACGACGUGGUGGUGGGCCGCGACGACGGCUCGUUGGAGGUGUACACCCUAGACGAAAACGGCCAACCGCGGAGAGUGUUCGAGAAGAACCUCGGUGAAUCGAUACAGACGCUGGCCAGCGGGAGGGUGACCACGGGGUUCCACGAGAUCUUGGUCCACACAUUCAGCGGCAAGGUGAUUGCGUUCAGGCCCGGCGCGGACGACAGGACCAUCGACGGCUUCGCGAUGGGUGAGCAACCCACCGAGCACCAGAUGAAAAUGGCGGACGACCUCGCGAACAGGCGAGCCGACCAACUUCGCGCCGAGAUCGAGUCGCUCAAAACGGACGUCAAGCAAGCCAGGGCGCUCUACGGCAACAAGGCGGAAAAUCUCGUGGCCGCCGGUGGCGCGCAGCGCGUGCUGGACAAGUUCCAGCUCGACCCUCACACCGCGUGCUACCGCCUGACCCUCGAGGCUCCGUAUCCGAUGUUUUGCGUCUCCGUCGCGAGCACCGUCCCGCUGGAUCUGCUGGACGUGGAGAACGACGAGGCGAUGUGCGCGAGGAGCGAGCCGGAUGUCACGUCCGGGACGGCGGCGCUGGCGACGUACCGCAUGCAGGAGGGCAAGAGCAGGGCGGAGAUCAGGCUGAGGGUCAUAGAGGGACGCGCCGGGACGGUGAGGGCGUUUAUCGUUCCGUCGACGCAGCCCAAGACGUGCGCGGAGAAGACGUACGAGAUCAAGUCGCUCUGUCUGCACAGGCGUUCGGUGAACAGGCACAGCGACGAGGUGCUCGCGGCGAGGCCCAUGAACGCCAUGAGGAUCAGCGGGAACUUCGCGUUCGACGACGUGCACGCGUGGAUCGGUCGGUGCCUCGACGAGAUUCCAAACAGGGUCGACGCUCCGCCCCCGGGGGGCGAGAUCGUGUACGACUUCGAGUCGGCGCUGAUGGGCACACUGCUCCGCGUCAGCGCGCAGGAAGGGGACGCGACGUUCUGGUCCGACAGCGUCACCCCGCUGGCGCUGUUGAAGGAGUUCAUCGGCAGGGAGGCGACGAACCUGAAGCUGCAGGUUCGGUUCAACUUUGACCUCGCCGACGGGACCCCCGGGCACUUUGCUCGCCUGCUCCACCCGAAGCUUCACGCCAACCGGGAGCUCACCACGAACGCGCGGAUCGUGGAGGCCCUCAAGGAGAUCAAGCAGCAGGAGGAGACGGACGAGUUCUUCGACGACGAUCAGAAGGAGAUGCUGCGGGACGAGGCGGCGAUCAAGUCGCGGCUGAAGGAGCAGCCGAGGGAGCUCGACUACCUCAUUGGCGUCGCGAAGGACUUUUUCGUGGACUGGCACAGGUUCAAGGGGGUGAACGUGAAGCACUUACUGCCGGCGCUGGACUCGGCGCUGAGGGCGAAGGAUUACUCCCUCGAGAAACUGUCCGACAUCCUCGAGAGCGGCUCGGUUUAG